This is a messenger RNA of Stylonychia lemnae, 5100 nucleotides long. The record is from the annotation of a GenBank genome assembly. Lineage: Eukaryota; Ciliophora; Spirotrichea; Sporadotrichida; Oxytrichidae.
AUGCAAAUCCAUAAAUAAGAAAUAAGAUUGCGAAAGCAAAGAGAAAAGACUAAUCAAGGAAAAGGUGAAGCGAAAUAAUUGUUAGUUUAGAGCAGCAUUGACGAUGAGUUCGAAGAGAUAGAGAAAGAUGAAGACAAUUUCUAAUUCCGUAAACAAGAAGACGACGAUCAAUUGUCCUUUAUAGCUGAUCUACUGCAAUCUAGGCAAAUUAGCGGUGGGGUGUCAAGAAGUGUCUCCCCCUAAAUGAAAUUCAGAUUUACACUGGAUGACCUGCACGAAAACCCUAUGCCCUUGAUAAAAGAAGGGAUGUCUUUGGAACCUGAUAUGGCUUUCGGUUGGAAGCCUCAAAUCGAUUGUCAAAGUCCCCCUAUCCCUCUGUAUUUUGACUUUGUUGAUCAUCCUCUGCAUUUGUACUCACUUGAAAAAGGAAAGGACAUCCUUAUUUAUCAGGAGAAAAGGCCUAAGGAUUCCUUCUAGGUGCACAAGCAAUUUUCCAACAAAUGGCUAACUUAAUUUCAUGUUUAAGAGGUAAUGCAAAACGAUCUCAGUAUGGGAGAAUUUUAUGAUAAGAAAAGCUUCAUGUCAAGUUGUCUGGGGCAGAGUUAUUAGUUUAAGUUCCCCAAGAACUAUGAGCAUGGAAAGUUUAAAUACGACAAGAUAUUGAGCGACAUCUUUGGAGAUUAUCAAUCAGACACAGCUAUUAUUAACACUGGAAUGGGUUCAAGUUUCAUAGAUUACAAGGAAUUUCAGUUUAUUGGCAUGAAUCCAAAGGUUCUCAGAAAAAAUGAAUAACAUAAAUAUGAUGUAAAAUUAUCGCCCUUGGAAUGUCUAGUUUUCAAUUCAGCGUUUGAAAGCGGAAAUUUAGAUCUUGCUUUCAAGACUAAAGAAGGGGAAUACGAUCUAUUUCUGAGGCCAGAUUCUAAUUCUAUUGGGAAGUUUCAAUGGUAUUAUUUCAAGGUUCAAAAUAGAUUGAAGGGGACUAGAGUCAAGUUUAACAUUGUAAACAUGAAUAAGAGAAAUUCAUUGUAUCUCUAAGGUCUCUAAAUAAGUAUAAUGAGUUUAUAAAAAUCUAGACAGACUGGCCAAGGCUGGUAUAAAGGAGGAGAAAACAUCAAGUAUUGCUAUAGUAAGGUUAAUAGAGAUAUUUCAUUCAAUUAAGGCACUUAAAAUGGAGCUGGAAGUGAGCCUCAAACUUCUGUACCUAGACAUAAGCCUUAAAUAACCUAUUAUGAACUAUCUUUCGAUUUUGAAUUUGAAUUUGAUGCUGAUGAAGUUUCAUUUGCUUUCUCAACCCCAUACACAUUUUCAAUGCUUUUAAACUUUUUAAAUCACUCCUUUGAGGUCCAAAGGCUGAAUGUCCUCUAGAAUAAAUCUGACGAUUUUAAGAUAUUUGAUUAUAACUUUUAUACAAAGACACUAGGAGGGAUAGACAUUCCUCUUGUUACAAUAACUAAUCAUCUUGAAAAGUUUAACAAAGAUAUUGCUAGCAAUAUUUAGCAAUCUUAAACAAAUGAUAAGUAAUAUGUCUUCAUUAUAUCUAGAGUCCACCCAGGUGAGACUAAUUCCUCAUAUCUGAUUCAUGGUAUUAUUCAGUACCUUUUAAGCAAGGAUAAGAUAGCAAAUUACUUGAGAGACAAUUUGGUAUUCAAGAUCAUACCUAUGAUUAAUCCCGAUGGAGUUGUAGUUGGGAAUAAUAGAACUUCAUUUCUUGGUCGCGAUAUGAAUAGGUCAUAUGAUAAUCCUAGUGAAUAGCUAAAUCCAGAAACAUUCUCAGUCAAAUAAAUCAUAAAUGAUAUUAUAAAGCAGCAAAAGCUAGAUAAGUAUAUGUACGGUGGCUCUAAAAUCCUUGCAAUAUUUGAUAUUCAUUAGCAUUCUGGAAGGAAGUCUAUAUUUAUGUAUGCUCCCUACUAUCCACUUCACUCAAGGAAGUAUCUCAAAAUUAGAAUUAUGCCAAAGCUUCUUUCAGAGAGAUCAGAAAUGUUCAGAUAUUUCUCAUGCAAAUUCAGAUUUGAGCAGUAUAAAUAAGGAUGUGCAAGAUAGGCGCUCUGGAAUGCUUUCAACAUUCAAAAUUGCUACACAAUUGAAUGUAGUGCUCUGGGCUACUAUAAUAAGGACAGAGAGACGAAUUAAUUUGAUGAGUUAAACUUGAGGGAGUUCGGUGUUCACUUUUCUCACUCACUUUUCGAAUACUGCAUGAUCUAAGAAUAGGAAAGAUUAACGAGAAUUGAGCUGGCAAAGUAGAUAUAAUUGAAGAGGAAGCAAGCAAAAAAGACAAUAAGAGACAUUAUCGGUAUAAAAAUCAAUUAAAAACAAUAACAGUCAUAGAUUCAAGUAAAAGUAAUAGACUUAGAAGAAAAUAAUGACUCUGACUCUGAAGAAUCUGAAUAGUAAACUUCAUCUGAAGAAGAAAUCAAAGCAAACCAGGAAGAAACUAAAGCGAAAACAAACUCAUAAGUUUUGAGAUCUUAAAACUCACUAAACGACCCUAAAGAAGAACAAAAGAUCAUUAAUAAACUUAAAAUACUUGACAAGCUAGACUUCAAGAGCUCUAAGUUGAGGUUAAAUAGUAAUUCCAGCAACACAUCUCACAGACCUGCUAAGCAGAGCUAGAAUAAUAUUAAAAAGUCAAAAUUUAUCAAUAAAAGUUCCAUUAGAGACAGUUUAAGGAAUUCAUCGAGCUAAUGCCAAGAAAAUGUAUAGCAAUAAAACGCUUCAAUAAUCAUUGAAAAUAAUCCUAAUGAAGCGAUAUAGAUAGAAACUCUUAGUUCUGACGAGGACUACAUGAAUGACUAUGGAUUAGAAGAUGACAACUGGUUUGGACUCUAAAAUCUUGAUAUUAGGUAUAAAAAGAACUCUGAUAAAGAUGUUGUGGCUGCUAUGAAACCAAAGCUUGAUUAGCAUGAAAGAAUAAUAGAGAGAAAUAAGAAAAUUUAGGAGGAGAAGUUGAAAGAGAGAGUGUUUGGAUUUAAUACUAUAAACUCUGAAGUGCUUUUCAUGAGACUCUACAAUCCUCAUUUCAAAGAGUGGAAGGCUAAAUAUGAUGAAUUUAAGCAAAAAGAUAAAUCGUAGAGUCAAAGCAAACAAAAUAUGCACUCACAGAGGAAUGAAUUCUUUAACAAAUAGGUGAGAACUCUUGAUGAGUUAUUUGGGCUAAUCAAGAAAGAUGCUUAAAAAGAAGAGGAAGAAAAAGAUUUAUCAUUUGAAAAUAAUCUUUUGCAUCAUGACUAAAAAUAAAACUUAGAUGAUUUGGAGAAAACUCAGGUGUUAAGCAAUGAAAAGAAAGUAAUUUAAAGGAGACAAAUUUUACUUAAUCAAGGAUUGAAUAGUGCCUCUGAAUAGAGACAGACGGAAUCCUUGCCUAAAUAAAAGCUGCCAAACAAAUUUCCGGACUUAAUAAACCUAGAUCAGCAAGUCCUUGGCAGAACCCAAAAAUAAUAUCGAAUUUAAGAGUAAAAUAGAAGCAACCCCAACAAUAGAUCACAAGGGAGUGCUAAUAUGAAUUCUAACAACAGGACAUAAUUUUCAAGUCAAGUCUCCUAAGAAAAUAUGUCCAAAGUAUAAAAAAUCAUUUCAAAUGGAAGGAACCUUCCAUUUAGUGAGAACUAGAAUCAGUCUUAAAAGCUAUAACAGGCAAAUAUCUACGAGCUAAUAUUUGAGUAAAAGAGGAAGCUUCAAUAGAUCAGAGAAAAGCGCAAGAAGAGUUAAAUUCAAGAUUUCUCAUAGCUCUAGAUCAUUAAUUCUGCAGGAGUGACUCAUCAAGAUCAAUCUAAUAUUAGUCUUCCAAGUUUUAACCAAAGCAAUUUAACUCAAGCCAAAAAGGAUAAGCUUUUACAGAAACUUAAAAAGAUAAAACAAAAGUAGAACAACUUCACCUAAUCAUAACCCUAAGUCGAAGCUAAAAAGCCUGUAAUCACUAGGCCUACUACAUAAAUGAGCUAAACAUUUUAUAACGGAGGAAUGAAAGCAAUGAAAAGAAGGAACUGUAGUCUUAAAAAUAACAGUGAUGGGUCUGAUCAGGCAUUUAUGAUAAAUCGUAGAAAUAUUUAGAACAAAACCCUCAACUCAUUUAUUCAUCAGAUCUCACCCGUGAAGAACUCAAAUGAUGUCAAAAUAACACAGAAGUCUUUAGAAGGAGCUAGGAGCCUUGUGGAUUAGCCUCGCUGUGGAACUGCAGUACCUACUAUAAACAAGUCUGUCAAAUUAGAAAGAAGAUUGAAUAGAUAACUUAAAGAGAAAUAAAUUCAGUAGGAAUCAGAGGAGAGUCAAAGUCCUUAUCAAAAUAUGAAAAGAAGUAAAAAGGAUGGGGAAUACAUCACUAUAUCAGAUAUUAUUGAUAAAAAUUCACAAGUGAAUCACAACUCUUAGCCUAUACCUAAUUUACCCCCUGCCCAUAAGACAUCUGACUAAAACUCUUACAGAGCUUAUAGCCCAAUAGACCAUAAAAAUACAGUGAAUAACAGCAAUAAUAGCAAUAUGUAUUAAUUCAACAACUUUAGCAUCACUGUCAAAAUUGAUAAAAAGUAAAAACAAGCAGAAAAAGUUCCUAUAGCUAAUCAUAACACUAAUCCCACCAAAGUAAAUGAAGACAAUAAUUCACCUAACAUAAAAUUAAAAUCUAUUGAUAAGGAUAAUGAAUCGAUUGAAAACUUUCCCUAAUUAUCCAUUAACUAUGUGCAAUCAAGUCCUUUUUCUUCAAAGUUUCAGAAUGAUUCAUUAGAAGUAGCGAAUAAAUUGUCUUUGAGUCCAGAUAGAAUUAGAUCAAAAUUGAACACGGCUUUAAAUUUUUCAUCUCAGAUACAAAUACCUGAUAGAAUAUCCACAUCCUCACAAAAUACCAAGAAUUAAAGGUUCAAUUAAGACCUAGUAAUGGAUAAGCUAUCAAGUAGCAGGAAUAAUAUUAGGCCCCCUGGAGGCUACUCGAGCUAUAGUAAGCAGAAUUAUGACUUUUAAGAAGAAUUAGCCAUCAAUUUAAAGAGAGACAUUAAGAUUGAUACGCUAAAGUCUAUCUUCAACUAAUCUUAAGAACCUAGGAAUAAAGUAAGAGGAGAGCUAUCUGUAAAUAAGAGUUUAAAUGCAGAGGAGAUUAUUAAAUUAUAAUGA